Moneuplotes crassus is the source of this 1446-nucleotide messenger RNA. The record is from the annotation of a GenBank genome assembly. Lineage: Eukaryota; Ciliophora; Spirotrichea; Euplotida; Euplotidae.
AAUAAACAUGAGCAAUCAUUCUUCAAAAGCCAAUAACGAAAGAUUUCGAAACACAUGAACCUACAGCAAGGCAGCUCUAUCCGGCCAGAGCAGCCUUGACACUUUAGUCAAGAAGUCAGACAUAUCUGAAAACUCGGGCCUUAACAUCACGAAGCCGAUGGAUGACUCAGGCAGCCACUUUGUUGAGCUAGCCCAGUACUCAAAGAUGGAUUUUAUCACCAAAAACAGUAAAUCAGCUAAAAAGAGUCUUAAGAGCAGCACUUUGGGGAGAAAUCAUAUUCCUUUUAUCCUGACUGACUUCAACACACCCGAGAAGAGGAACACAUACUAUGAUGAUGACCCUCUCGAGCUCCAGGACAAAGGCCUUACUGGACAAACCAUUAAUGACAAGAUCGAUUCGAGUAAAGAGAUUGGCAUUGAAUGCAGAGAAAUGACUAUCAAGGCCAAGCACGAUACUAUCUCAGUAAUGCAAGAUAAUUACCACAAAAAUGGGCCUACCAAUGAAAGCAAGUUUCUACAGGUCCUGUCGAACACAAGGGCUGUCUACGAGUAUGCCUUAUUCGAGGAAUACCUGCUGGAAAUUCUUAAGAACAAUGAUCUUGGAGAGUACAUGGAUGAUUACGUCCAACUCCUUGAUUCUAAUGACAUUGACUACCACAAAUGAAUCAUUGACCUAGGACAGAGCUCACUACAGAGAUUCCUGAUCAACCACGAGAAAAGGGUCUUUGAGUUCCCUCCACAAGAGACUGAUAACCUGAUGGUUGUCCGAAAUGGAGAAUGCUCUUCAGACCUAAAACUCAACCGUAAACAGAAGAAGAGGAUUGCCAAUAAUGUCCACUACAAUGAGAAGCACCAGGAUGUCAUCUACGAAGCUGUUGAGAAGUGCAAUGAGGUACUAGGACCAAUUCGCAGAAGGAUGUCCAAAUGGGAUUACAUCAUAUUUGCAUACAUCAUCAUUGGACUCCUAGUUUCAGGCGGUUUAGGGUUCAUCCUGCUGUAUUACCUUCACUACAUCCUCAGCAUAGUAGUAGGUAUAGUCUUUAUCUGAGGAAUCAUAUUCUUGUUAUGGUAUUCCAAAAAGAAUGCGCAUGAGGUAUUGCUGUCAUCCCACAUAUGCAUGGCUUUCAUUGCAAGCUACUUCAACCUAAAGUACACAGAUAGGUCCUUAACUUUCCAGCCUUGACUAGCCAAGCGAGCCAGUCAUAAUAUCUCAGCUGAGUACCAGAGUGAGAUUGACUGAGACAGAUCUAAAGUCCCGCUCCAGAACUCCCAAGCUAGUGUCAAGAUCAAAUUCAUGCCUGGAUAUCUGGGAAAAUGGCUUGAGAUCCACAUUGUCCCCUCCCAGGAUCAGAGAAAGUUGUAUGCAGACCAAAGUUUGGGAGGCAACUAGAAUCCCCCAGUUUUCUUCCUCACUUAAAUUUCAUUUUUUGAUGAUUCCAAUUAAGG